ACUUGAGUUGACAUUUGUUUGGUAGAAAGAAUUGCAUUCAUUUUUUUAACUGCGACACAAAGCGAUACUAUUUUCGCAGCAUUGAGUAAAUUAUUUUUGAAAUUUGUGAAGUUUAGUUAUGAAAUAUAUAUUAAAAUAAAAAUUUGAUGCACACUAUAAAAUAAACAAAUGCCAAACAAAAUUUCAAUUUGUAUUAUUAAAAUCGAAAUCGAUUCAACUGUAAAUUCUGAUUACGGAGCAGUAUCUGCAGAGCAUCCAACUAAUCCAAGACUAUUAAAAGAACGUGAACGUGAUCACGGCUUACGGAAGCCAAGUGAAAUAAUAAUUGAAACCUUUACAAAUCAGUUUAUUAUAUUGGAGUCAGAAAAAGAUAUAAGUGCUAUGCGACGUAGACAUGAAGUUCCUACAUCUACUUCGCGUGAAACCACACCAUUGGAGGAAGGACAAAAUCCAACAGAAUUUCCGAAAGAGAUCGCAUAUUUUUCUGGUAAUCCCAGUGUGGAAGUAACAAAUGGUAUUAUACAUCUCUAUAAGAAAAAUGAGCGUAAAGAAAUCAAAGAGGCGCCUUCCAAUCAACUUUGUCUUUUGGCUGUUCCCACAAUUUUAACUUGCCAUGAUUUGUUAAGUUUUAUUGCACCGUGUCACAGUAAAAUUCAACACGUGCGUAUUAUACGUGAUGCCAGUCCAAAUCAAUUUAUGGUUUUACUAGAAUUUCGUUCCAAUGAAUCUGCUUUAGACUUUUAUCAAACUUUCAAUGGUGCACCUUAUAAUUCUUUGGAACCAGAUUCAGUUUGUCAUGCUGUUUGGGUAUCAUCGGUUGAACGUGGUGAUGAUGGCUUACCACCGUUAGGGCACACAGAACUUCCAACGUGUCCAGUUUGCUUGGAACGUAUGGAUGAAAGUGUUGAUGGCGUACUUACUAUCCUUUGCAAUCAUGCAUUCCAUGCUGGUUGUUUGAUUAAAUGGGGUGAUUCGACUUGCCCAGUUUGUCGUCACGUACAGACGCCACAAAGUUUGGAAGAUUCAGUUUGUAUGGAAUGUGAAGGCACAGAUUCAUUAUGGAUUUGUUUAAUUUGUGGUCAUGUGGGUUGUGGGCGCUAUCAAGGUGGACAUGCUGCAGCACAUUAUCGUGCAACCAAUCAUGCUUUUGCUAUGCAAUUAGGCAGCUCGAGUGUUUGGGAUUAUGCAGGAGACAAUUUUGUACACCGCGUUAUGCAAAACAAAUCAGAUGGGAAACUUGUAGCGACACAAUCACCGGAUGAUGAAGGCGAGGAGAAAAUUGAUUCAAUGCAACUUGAAUUUUCCUAUCUACUAACCUCACAAUUAGAAACACAACGUAAAUACUUUGAAGAGCGUUUAUUAGAAGUUGAAACGCGGUGGAAAAGUACCGAAAUGAGUGCAGAAUACCAAAAAAAGAAGUUGAAUGAAUUUGAACAAAAAGUAAACACCUUAACUAAGGAAAAGCAGGCGCUUGAACGUAAAUUAGCACAGAAUGCUACCAAAUUGAAAGAAGUACAAAAGCAGCUUAGUGAUGAGAAUCAAAUAAGUAAGGCCCUGCAAACUAACCAAAGCUCUUGG
Teleopsis dalmanni is the source of this 1578-nucleotide messenger RNA. RefSeq names its product BRCA1-associated protein. Lineage: Eukaryota; Metazoa; Arthropoda; Insecta; Diptera; Diopsidae. Gene Ontology annotation, cellular component: cytoplasm. The record is from RefSeq and is a predicted model, not a curated record. Gene Ontology annotation, biological process: Ras protein signal transduction; protein ubiquitination. Gene Ontology annotation, molecular function: ubiquitin protein ligase activity; zinc ion binding.